This is a messenger RNA of Zerene cesonia (dogface butterfly), 1156 nucleotides long. RefSeq names its product protein canopy homolog 4-like. The record is from RefSeq and is a predicted model, not a curated record. Lineage: Eukaryota; Metazoa; Arthropoda; Insecta; Lepidoptera; Pieridae. Bases 130 to 774 code for a protein of 214 amino acids. Gene Ontology annotation, molecular function: signaling receptor binding. The transcript has a single exon. Gene Ontology annotation, cellular component: endomembrane system.
AAGUCAUUGUCAAUGGUUGACAUUUGAAUUUCCGAAACGCUUAUUUAUGAACUGUUUUACGAACUACGGUCAGAUUAAAAGGAACUUUUUCCAUAAAAUUUAUCAUUACUGAGCUGAGAAGUAAACAUAAUGAUUUUAAGAGUUAUUUUGGGACUAAUAUUUAUUGUUACUGUAUUGUGUACCCAUGAUGUAGACGUGAAAACUGAAGAAGAUUUAGGCGUAAAGUAUGCCAAUAGAUGCGAAGUGUGCAAAAUAUUAGCUACAGAGCUACAAAGCCGGCUUGAAGAAACCGGCAAAGUGCAUGAUGUGAUAGAAAUUGGAUAUUCAUUGGACGACGUUCAACCAAAGAAAAGGACUAAAUACCAGAAAUCAGAACUAAGAUUAAUAGAGUCGUUGGAUGGUGUAUGUGAAAAGAUUCUAGAAUACAACAUUCAUAAAGAACGUGAUGAUAGUACUAGAUUUGCAAAAGGUAUGAGCCAAACAUUUAAAACUUUACAUGGCCUUGUUGAUAAAGGUGUAAAAGUUGACUUAGGGAUCCCGUUGGAACUAUGGGAUAAGCCAUCAGCAGAAAUUACUCACAUGAAAACACAAUGCGAAAGUCUGUUGGAAGAGAAUGAGGAAGUUAUAGAAGAUUGGUACUGGAAACAUCAAGGUGAGAUUGACCUGAAAAUCCACUUGUGCACAAAACAUGCCUUGAAAAAUACAGAUGAUUCUUGUUUAUUUGAAGAGCUUAAAGAAAAAGGAGAUAAAGGAAAGGCAAAGACUGAAUUGUGAUUUAACUGAGUCACAUUAUAUUCUGUGAUUUAAUUUCAUAAGACUUAUUAUGAGGCAGUGCAUUCACGCAUUUAGCUAUUAUAUAAUGUCUGUUGUAUGGAGUUUGUUUAUUGUAAAAUGAGAAGAAUCAGGAUUUAUACAUGAUUUCUGCCAUUAUAGUAUACUUUGUUAGAAAUAUAUAGAAUAUUACAAAUUGAUUAUUAUACAAAUACCAACUAAUAAAUUACAUUUAAAUAUUGAUAUGCUAUGUGAAAUUUCGUAAAAACAUUACCAUUCGAAAUAAAAAGGAAUUUUUAGUAUUAAUUUGAUGAAAUAAAUUGUGUAAUUUAAUAUUUUAGUACAGUGUUAGUAUUAAGUAACUAAAAUAAAGAGUUUGUAGUAA